AUGUAUUGGUGUGGAGAACUGGUUCCUAUUCUUCUUCUUGUUCUCGUUAUACUCCCUGUUUUUGUAUUCCUUUCACGUAGGAAUGUCACAAAGGAGAACGAGAGGAAGAAACGCAAGCUUCCACCCGGCCCGCCGGGGCUGCCCCUCAUCGGCAACCUACAUCAACUCGGGGAGCACCCCCACCGCGCACUGUGGGAGCUCUCCAAGCUCUACGGCCCCCUCAUGCACUUGCAGCUUUGCCGCCAGCAGGCUGUGGUCGUCAGCUCCGGCGAAAUAGCGGAGGAAAUUCUGAAGACCCAUGAUCUUACUUCCUCCAGCAGACCAGACCUUGCCUCCUGGAAGCGAUUCUCUUACAACUCUUCAGAUGUGGCCUUAUCACCGUACGGUGCCGCAUGGAGAGAGUUGAAGAAGAUACUCGUGGUCAAGCUCCUCAGCACCAGGAAGGUGGAAGGGUUUCGUCGCGUGAGGGAGGAAGAAGUGGAAAGGACGAUGAACCUGAUCUCUUGUCUGGCAGCUGCAAAUGAAGCAGUAAAUCUCAGCGAGUUAGCUCACUCACUUUCUAAAAGCAUCACCUGCAGGGUCGCCUUCGGCGGACGAUUCGACGAAGGAGGGCCGCUCCAGCCGAAGAGCAAACUCCACCGGAUCCUCUCAGAAACACAGGCGCUGUUAGCGGCCUUAUACGUCGCCGACUACUUCCCCUGGGCAGGAUGGGCCGAUAAGUUCACUGGACUAGAAAGAAGAACGGUGGAGAACAUUCGGGAGCUCGACUUCUUUCUUCAGGAGGUCAUUGAAGCUCAUGCCAAUAAAUCGAAGAUGGCGAAUGAUGAAGAAGACAUCGUCGACGUGUUGUUGCGUCUCCAGAAGGAAGAUAUCAGUCUAACGGAAGAUCAUGUCAAGGGGGUGCUGAUGGUCAGAUCUUAACUCUCUCAUAAUACACUAUACUUGAAAAAGUAUCACACAAACAAGCCACCAGUAUAUAUUAGUCUCCUUCGUUUGUUCUCGUUUCUUCUCGCAUUCACUGAUGAUAGGGUAUUCCAUUUUCUCGUCUACAGAACGUCCUUAUCGGUGGCACGGAUACGUCUUCUGUAACUAUAGAGUUCGCCAUGGCGGAACUGGUCCGGAAUCCGAGCGUCAUGGCCAGAGCGCAGGAAGAGGUGAGGAGCGUAGUAGGAGAGAAAGGGAAGAUCGAGGAAACAGAUAUACCCCUACUCAACUACGUCAGAUCCGUGGUCAAGGAGACUUUGAGGCUUCACCCUGUUGUUCCUCUGAUACCUCGAGAGACGACUGGGCAUAUGACCAUUAAUGGCUUCGAGAUACCCCCCAAGACGAGGGUGAUGGUGAAUGUUUGGGCAAUAGGAAGGGAUCCGGCUUCUUGGAAGAGGCCAGACGAGUUCAUCCCGGAGAGAUUCAUCGACAACCCCGUUGACUUCAAGGGGCAGGAUUUCCAGUUCAUCCCCUUCGGUGCUGGGCGGAGGAUCUGCCCUGGGUUGUCCUUCGGGGUCACGACUGUGCAGCUCAAGCUCGCGAAUCUUCUCUACGCGUUCAAUUGGGAGGUGCCGGGUGGGAUGGGGAAGGAGAGCCUCAGCAUGGAGGAAGCAUCUGGUAUUACUGUUCAUCUGAAGGCUGAUUUGAUUUUAAGGCCCACCAAAUACACCAAUAGAGUAGACAGAAAUUACAUUGAGUGUUGA
Molecule: messenger RNA, 1688 nt
Organism: Spirodela intermedia
Lineage: Eukaryota; Viridiplantae; Streptophyta; Magnoliopsida; Alismatales; Araceae
Source: the annotation of a GenBank genome assembly